AUGUGCACCUCUUUUCAGCCCGCAAUAUCAGAGCAGGACGUGGUAAGAAAUGUAAUUUACCUACUGGAAGGGAUCGAUGGCGAGUACAUGAAGAUCGUCGAUAGGAACCCGCCAGUCAUGCAACAGAACAGUAACGAUAGUGACGAUAUGAUGCAGGAUGGUACCGAUCAUUUGAUGGGAGACAGUCCGGAACCUACCACACCGUCAGUAAGUGACUUCCGGGUUGACAUCCAUGCGGCAGUAGACAAUAGCACUCGCCGCCUCAUUCGAGAAAAUAUGGCUCCCAAGGGACUGUGCUUCAAAUAUCUCGAGACCUUCAUCAACUCGAAUUCGGCAACCGGCCAUGACACAGGCAGCCAGCCAUGA
Messenger RNA from Sphaeroforma arctica JP610, 366 nucleotides. RefSeq lists its product as hypothetical. Bases 1 to 366 code for a protein of 121 amino acids. The record is from RefSeq and is a predicted model, not a curated record. Lineage: Eukaryota; Ichthyosporea; Ichthyophonida. The transcript has 4 exons.